ACCACCACCUUGCCCACAUUCUUGCACCGCCUGGCACGCGAAUUGAGCAACCUUCGCCCGUCUGCCCGCACCACUCUCAAAAAACACGACGCCGCCCAGGUUUUAUAUGGACACGCCGAAACAGUAACCUCGACAAGCGGAAAGAGACGUCAACAUGUCGGUGUUGCCUGCAGAAGUGCACACGGCGCUGGCCCAGCUGCUGCAGGGCUUGCAAAGCACCGACAACACAGCCAGAACUGCUGCUGAAGAGCAGCUCAACGCCGAAUGGGUCUCGCAGCGUCCCGACCUGCUGCUGACUGGCUUGGCUGAGCAGAUGCAAGGCGCGAACGACGACGGUACGAGAAGUUUUUCCGCUGUCAUCUUUCGAAGGAUCGCGACUCGAACCACGAAAGACGCCCUUUCGGGCGAUAACAAGGAAAUCUUCCUGCAGCUGGGCGCGAACUCGAAAGUGGACGUCCGAACGAAACUGCUGCAGAGCUAUGCCGCCGAGCCAAACAAAACCGUACGACACAAGAUUGCCGACGCAGUCGCAGAAAUCGCGAGACAAUAUACCGACGAGCAAGUCCCAGGUAUCGAUGGUGGAAGAGACACAUGGCCGGAUCUGCUCGGUGCGCUAUACCAGGCGAGCCAGAGCACUGAUGCAGAUGUACGAGAGAGCGCGUUCAGGAUCUUCGAGGCCACGCCGGGCAUCAUCGAGAAGCAGCACGAGGAUGUGAUCAUCCAAGUGUUCCAGAAGGGUAUCAAAGAUGAGGACAUGAAAGUGAGGAUUGCAACAAUGAAGGCCUUCUCUGCCUUCUUCCAGUCCUUGAGCAAAAAGGCACAACCGAAGUAUUACACCUUGAUCCCCGAUAUCCUGGGUACACUGGUGCCCCUGAAAGAGUCGCGCGACUCGGAUGGUCUGACGGAAGCACUCAUGGCCGUCAUUGAGCUGGCUGAGGUGUGUUCAAAGGCAUUCAAAGGUGUUUUUGGUCCCCUUGUACAUGUCACCAUCGAGAUGAUCGCCGAUAAAGAGCUGGAAGAUCAAGCGAGGCAGAAUGCGCUCGAGCUCAUGGCAACAUUCGCCGAUUACAAUCCGAAAAUGUGCAAGUCGGACAAGAACUACAUCAACGACAUGGUCACGCAAUGUCUCUCCAUGAUGACAGAUGUCGGUCAAGACGAUGAGGAUGCCGAGGAGUGGAAUGCGCAAGAGGACGUGGACUUCGAUGAGAGUGACUCCAACCACGUUGCAGGCGAGCAGACCAUGGAUCGUUUAGCUAACAAGAUCGGCGGUAAGGAUCUACUUCCGCCAACUUUCACUUGGCUGCCACGGAUGUUGCAGUCGAGCAACUGGAGGGACAAGCACGCCGCUUUGAUGUGCAUCUCCGCUAUCAGCGAGGGUUGUGCAGAAAUAAUGGAGAACGAGCUGGACCAGGUCUUGCAACUGCUAUUGCCAACCCUUCGAGAUGACCAUCCGCGUGUCCGUUGGGCUGCUUGCAAUGCCCUUGGGCAGAUGAGCACCGAUUUCAAGGGCACGAUGCAAACCAAGUAUCACAGCGUUGUUCUGCCUGCGCUCAUUGAGACCUUGAAUGCGCCCGAGCCAAGGGUGCAGUCCCACGCUGCUGCCGCGCUGGUAAAUUUUUGUGAAGAGGCCGAAAAGGAAGUUCUCGAGCCAUACUUGGACAGACUGCUUACGAAUCUUAUGCAACUGCUCAGGAGCCCUAAGCGGUUUGUGCAGGAGCAGGCCUUGUCGACUAUUGCAACUGUCGCGGACUCAGCGGAGAGCACUUUCGGCAAAUGGUAUCCAGAGCUUAUGCCGGCGCUUUUCAGUGCGCUUCAAGAGCCCAACGACCGCGAGAAGAGACUGCUUCGUGCGAAAGCCAUGGAGUGCGCUACACUCAUUGCGCUUGCCGUGGGUAAAGAACGCAUGGGCCAGGAUGCUAUCAAUCUGGUCAAUGUUCUCGGCUCCGUACAACAGGGCAUUGUUGAUGACGAUGAUCCGCAAGAGAGCUAUCUCCUCCACUGCUGGGGUCGCAUGUGCAGGGUGCUCGGCCAAGACUUUGUGCCCUACCUGAAAACAGUCAUGCCACCGCUUAUGAAGUUGGCGCAAGCCAAAGCUGAUAUCCAGCUUUUGGACGACGAGGAGAAUGUGCAGCAAAUUGAACAGGAAGAAGGAUGGGAACUUGUGCCUCUCAAGGGCAAGUAUAUCGGCAUCAAGACAAGCACACUGGAUGACAAAUUCAUGGCCAUUGAGCUUAUUACCGUCUACUCCCAGAACCUUGAGGCUGGCUUUGCGCCUUACGUCCUUGAGAUCAUGGAGAAGGUCGCUAUCCCAGGUCUAGCAUUCUUCUUUCACGACCCAGUGCGGGUUGCUUCUGCCAAGGCUGUUCCUCAACUGCUUAACUCAUUCAAGGUGGCAUACGGCAUUAACUCGAAUGAGUAUGCCACUCUCUGGAAGGGUACGAUCGGGAAAGUCCUGGAAGUUCUCGAGACUGAGCCGGCGAUUGAGACACUCGCUGAGAUGUACCAAUGCUUUUAUGAGGCGGUUGAGGUUUCAGGAAAGGACUGUCUUUCCAACGACCAAAUGGGACUGUUCAUCACAUCUGCCGAGACAGUGCUUAAGGAUUACCAAUCUCGUGUCCGGGAACGCGAGGAAGAGGCUAAGGACCGCGAGGAUGGCGAGGAGCCUGGGGAGGAGUUCGAGUUUGCUGUCGAGGAUGACCAGACCCUCCUUUCAGACAUGAACAAGGCUUUCCACACAAUCUUCAAGCAUCAAGGACAGUCUUUCUUACCCCACUGGGAACGGCUGUUGGCCUACUACGACCUGUUUGUCACCAACCCGGAUCCAACACAGCGACAGUGGGCUCUUUGUAUUCUCGACGAUGUGCUCGAGUUUUGCGGACCGGCAUCGUGGCAUUACUACUCACACAUUGCACCACCACUCGUGGAUGGUAUGCGUGAUGACGCUGCUGCAAAUCGACAAGCCGCCUGCUAUGGCGUUGGCGUUGCUGCGCACAAGGGUGGCGAGCAGUGGUCUGAAUUUGCAGCUGGUAGCCUGCCUGUUCUCUUUCAAGUAACUCAACGACCCAACGCCAGGAGUGAUGACGAUGCUUUUGCGACUGAGAAUGCUUGCGCGUCUAUCGCCAAGGUUCUUCAUUUCAACAGCAAGAAGGUACAGAAUGCAGCUGAAGUCGUCGCGCACUGGGUCGAUACGCUGCCAGUGAUUAACGAUGAAGAAGCUGCUCCUUAUGCGUACAGCUUCCUCGCGCAACUGAUCGACGACCAAAACCCAGCAGUCAUGCAUAAAGCAGCACAAUGUUUCACUUUCAUCGCUCAAGCCCUGGAAGCCGAGACGCUCCAAGGUCAAAUGGCCCAACGCAUAGUGGGUGCCGGGCGGAAACUGAUCGCAACAGCUGGCCUCGAUGCCAAUCAAUUACUUGGUGCUCUGCCGCCAGAGACACAGCGGACUGUCAGGGCCUUCUUCGGUUAGUGUGCGGUCAUGAAUGAAUGGACAGACCCAUUACCCGAGCUCAGCUUCAGCUCCCUGGCGUAUUUACAUGAUUGGCGGUGGUCCUUUGCACGAAAAAGUGCUGUAAGAUGGCGGAGCUCGUUACGUCCACGCUGGCAUCACACCGCGGACCUCUGCUGCUUGGCUAAUACGAGCACCGACUCCUUAUUUCCUGCAUCGAGCGUUGCCGCGAAGAGGAAGGGAGAGAGAAAGAGGGGUAGAAGUAGAUAUCAUGCAAGCAUGGUGUUGCAUGAUGUAACAUCCCAUUCCAGCGAUUCAUAGCACAUUCACAUCCAUCUCUGCAGAUAUCGAAGACGACAUCAAUCAACGAGUCUGUUAC
Sphaerulina musiva SO2202 is the source of this 3824-nucleotide messenger RNA. RefSeq names its product importin beta-3 subunit. Gene Ontology annotation, biological process: protein import into nucleus. Gene Ontology annotation, molecular function: nuclear import signal receptor activity; small GTPase binding. The coding region runs from base 155 to 3466 and encodes 1103 amino acids. NCBI's taxonomy places the organism in Eukaryota, Fungi, Ascomycota, Dothideomycetes, Mycosphaerellales, Mycosphaerellaceae. Gene Ontology annotation, cellular component: nucleus; cytoplasm. The transcript is spliced from 3 exons. The record is from RefSeq and is a predicted model, not a curated record.